AUGAUCCAGAUGCUGCUCAUCCUCGACCUCCAGGAGGGACUUUACACCCUCGCACGGGACUUUGAUGCUACCCUUUACCGAGACAGUAUCAUUGCUCAUGCAGCACUGGGAAAGGUCUUUGACAUUCCUGUGGUCAUGACAACAUCUGCGCAGACAGGCCCCAAUGGACAGUUACCCCAGGAGAUCUUGGAUAUGUAUCCAGAUGCUCCUCUUAUCCAGCGCCAGGGUGAGGUAGACGCCUGGGACAAUGAAGACUUUCGCGCAGCAGUGAAGGCAACGGGCAAAAGCCAGGUCAUUGUUGGUGGAAUCGUGACGGACGUCUGCACGACGUUCUUGGCGCUCUCCCUCCGUGCCGAAGGGUAUUCCGUUUGGGCCAACGUAGAGGCAUCUGGAACUACCACACCUCUCAUCCGUGACGUUUCGAACGACCGCAUGGCAAAUGCCGGAGUGCAAAUUGUUUCUCUGUUCUCCAUCGUAUGUGAUCUGAUGCGCGACUGGCGAGCCGUGCCUGGCGCCGCAGAGCUUAUCCCCUGGUUGGACAAGUACUAUCCUGUGUACGGAUAUCUUGCCCGUGGGCAUCGUGCUGCUAUUGAUAACGGCACUAUCAUCCCCGGAGAGGCUGCUCUCCCAGCCUGA
Phaeoacremonium minimum UCRPA7 is the source of this 636-nucleotide messenger RNA. RefSeq names its product putative isochorismatase family protein. The coding region runs from base 1 to 636 and encodes 211 amino acids. The transcript has 3 exons. The record is from RefSeq and is a predicted model, not a curated record. Lineage: Eukaryota; Fungi; Ascomycota; Sordariomycetes; Togniniales; Togniniaceae.